This is a messenger RNA of Gossypium arboreum, 1590 nucleotides long. Its product is annotated as CASP-like protein 4A2. Lineage: Eukaryota; Viridiplantae; Streptophyta; Magnoliopsida; Malvales; Malvaceae. The record is from RefSeq and is a predicted model, not a curated record. The transcript is spliced from 4 exons. The coding region runs from base 163 to 1068 and encodes 301 amino acids.
GUGGACUUGGUUAAUUAAUUGUCUGUUGUCUCCCUUCUCCCGCGACUUUCUCUUUUUGAUUACUUUUUUUUCUCGCUUCCCAAACACUGAGAAUCCUUUUAAAUUUUUUUUUUCUCGCUGAGUCUAUUAAAUUGCGAGAAAGCAAUAGAAACCAAAGCCGCGAUGAAAAGGAAUCAAUAUCCCAACGAGAUCAUGAAACGAUCCUCUUCUUCAAAUUCCGAGACAAUGACUCACUACGAGUCACCACACUCACCUUUACGACUCCAUACCCAUUUCCGAUCCGACCAGGGCGAUUCGGACAACAACACCUCCAAUUAUGCUUCCCCUGAAGCUUCCCCCGUUCCGCAGCACCCCGCCGUCGAUAAUUCGAUGGCACUCGUCGCUAUCGACAAGUCAACUCAGUUCAACGCUAAUUCUUCUCCUACUUCUCUUCCUUCUCCGCCGCUUCCUCCUAGUACUCCAGCGCAACAGUCAUUGCAUUUGAGUAUGAACCGCGCCGUGAGGGAGGAGGGGCCGGGGGUGACGACGAAGACCGAAGUAAGUGGUGGUGCUGGAGGAGGAGGGGGAGCGAGAGCAGAGGUGCUGAGGAGAUCGAAGGUGUAUCAUACGGCGACGAUGGCGGCUUUAGGGUUUCGAUUAAGCGAAAUCGUUUUGUGCUUGAUUUCUUUCUCUGUUAUGGCUGCUGAUAAAACCCAAGGCUGGAGUGGUGACUCUUAUGAUCGCUAUAAAGAAUACAGAUACUGUUUAGCAGUAAACGUGAUUGGAUUUGUAUAUGCCGGAUUUCAAGCCUAUGAUGUAUCUUAUUAUCUCAUGACAGAAACGCAUGUCAUCCACCAUUACCUUUUCCCGCCUUUCGAGUUCUUCAUGGAUCAGAUACUAGCCUAUCUUUUGAUUUCAGCAUCAUCAGCAGCAGCCACACGAGUGGACGAUUGGCAAUCUAAUUGGGGGAAAGAUGAGUUCACUGAGAUGGCUAGUGCCUCAAUUGCAAUGGCCUUUUUGGCUUUCAUUGCUUUUGCAUUUAGCUCAAUUAUAUCUGGUUUCAAACUCUGGACCCAUCCAACUCCAUGAAAUCUCUCUGAGAGCAAACAAGCAAGUUCUCAGUUGCAGCAGAUAAAGUAAAUGAGACGACAGUUAGAAAGGCUGGGGCAUGGGUGGCAUUACUGGUGGAGGUGGUGUGAAGGCCCUCCAUUGCUCAAAAUGUCCAUUAACGAAGUCGUAAUAACCUCCUCUCAGUGCCAAAUGUCCACUCGUCAUAGCAUCUCUCACAUAUGGAUAUGUCAGUAGAUUUCCCAGUGAGUUAUUCACUGAUUCCUGCAUAUAUAUAUAUAUAUAUAUCAAGUUGAUUGAUUUUCAACCUUUAAUUCGGUAAAAUUACUAUAUAGUCCCCUAUACUAAGAGUCAAAUUACAUUUUACUCCUACCCAACAAAUGAGUAAAUUAGUCUUUGUAUGUUAGAUCAAAAAGUAAAUAUCAAAAGUAUCAUUGAGGCUCCUAUACUAUGAGCCAAAUUGCAUUUGGUUCCCUCAUGUAUAUAUCAAAUAGCAAAUUGAUCUAUUUUGUUAAAAUUUUUAUCAAUUUGUACUAUUAAAAA